This is a messenger RNA of Phodopus roborovskii (desert hamster), 414 nucleotides long. Its product is annotated as histone H2A type 2-B. NCBI's taxonomy places the organism in Eukaryota, Metazoa, Chordata, Mammalia, Rodentia, Cricetidae. Gene Ontology annotation, cellular component: nucleosome. The record is from RefSeq and is a predicted model, not a curated record. Gene Ontology annotation, molecular function: DNA binding; protein heterodimerization activity; structural constituent of chromatin. The transcript has a single exon. Bases 22 to 414 code for a protein of 130 amino acids.
GUUAUUGCUUAUUCCGCCAUAAUGUCUGGCCGCGGUAAGCAAGGAGGCAAGGCCCGCGCCAAGGCCAAGUCGCGGUCGUCGCGCGCCGGCCUGCAGUUCCCGGUGGGGCGUGUGCACCGGCUGCUGCGCAAGGGCAACUACGCGGAGCGCGUGGGCGCCGGCGCGCCGGUGUACAUGGCGGCCGUGCUGGAGUACCUGACGGCCGAGAUCCUGGAGCUGGCGGGCAACGCGGCCCGCGACAACAAGAAGACGCGCAUCAUCCCGCGCCACCUGCAGCUGGCCGUGAGGAACGAUGAGGAGCUUAACAAGUUACUAGGAGGCGUCACCAUCGCGCAGGGCGGCGUCCUGCCCAAUAUCCAGGCUGUCUUAUUGCCCAAGAAAACGGAGAGCCAUAAGCCCGGCAAGAACAAGUAA